Messenger RNA from Mobula hypostoma (lesser devil ray), 10049 nucleotides. RefSeq names its product MAPK/MAK/MRK overlapping kinase-like. The record is from RefSeq and is a predicted model, not a curated record. The coding region runs from base 230 to 1468 and encodes 412 amino acids. Gene Ontology annotation, cellular component: nucleus; cytoplasm. Gene Ontology annotation, biological process: protein phosphorylation; intracellular signal transduction. Gene Ontology annotation, molecular function: ATP binding; protein serine/threonine kinase activity. Lineage: Eukaryota; Metazoa; Chordata; Chondrichthyes; Myliobatiformes; Myliobatidae. The transcript has 13 exons.
UCCCUCCCAGUUCGCCCCGGCCUUGCUGUACCUGGCCGCCGCCGCCCGCGUCCGAGAGCAGGCGUGCCCGGUUUCCAAGGCGAUCAGAUGACGAGAUGGCAGUGAGCGGCCGGCGCCCUUUCUUCUCGAUCGGCUCCUCCUCGCUGCCUGAGCCCCCUUCGAGAGAUUUUACACAGAAAACAGCAUCAUACCCCAGAAAUGAUUUCACGCUUUAAACCGUGAACCGACGAUGAACGACUACCGCCUGAUAGCAAAGAUAGGCGAGGGGACGUUUUCAGAGGUCUGGAAAGCACAAAGCUUAAAAGAUGGGACCUACUACGCCUGUAAAAAGAUGAAACAGUAUUUCGAAAGCUUAGAGGAAGUGAACAAUCUACGUGAAAUUCAAGCUAUGCGCAGACUGAGCUUGCAUCCUAAUAUUCUUCAGCUACAUGGUGUGGCUUUUGAUAAAAAAUAUGGGUCUCUUGCUCUAAUAUGCGAACUCAUGGACAUGAAUAUCUAUGAAUUGAUACAAGGGCGAAGGCAUCCUUUACCUGAAAGUAAAAUAAAGAAUUAUAUGUAUCAGCUAUGCAAGUCCCUUGAGUACAUGCACAGAAAUGGAAUUUUUCACCGAGAUGUAAAACCUGAAAAUAUCCUAAUUAAGCAAAACUUGCUGAAGUUGGCAGAUUUUGGUUCCUGCAGGAGUAUGUUCUCAAAGCAGCCAUAUACAGAAUAUAUUUCCACCCGAUGGUAUCGAGCCCCAGAAUGCCUACUUACUGAUGGGUACUACAGCUUCAAAAUGGACAUCUGGAGCACAGGCUGUGUUUUCUUUGAAAUAACCAGCCUACAGCCACUAUUUCCUGGUUCUAAUGAAGUUGAUCAAAUUGCAAAAAUCCAUGAAGUUGUUGGUACUCCAAAAUCUGAAACUCUGAGAAAGUUCAAACAAACACGAGCUAUGAGUUUUAACUUUCCAAAAAAGAAGGGAAUAGGAAUAUCGUGUCUCAUUCCUCACAGUUGUUCUGAGACUAUUUCAUUGAUGCAUGCAAUGAUGGAGUACGAUCCUGAAGAACGAAUCACUGCUAAGCAUGCAUUGCAGCAUCCAUAUUUUCAUGAUCUGAGAUUGGCAGAAAGACAAACCAAUAUUGUACAUCGUUCAGUUAAAUGCUUAGAGGGAAAUGCAAACAACUUAAGCCCAGGUGUAGUUCAUAAUCUAUGGAGAAUCCAUAAGGGACGGAAACGGGGUAUCCCUAUACGACGUCAGGUCCCUGUGGAACUGCCAAAGCUGAACGUGCCAGCCACAACAAAGCAUGCUGGUUAUCCCAAUCGGAUUCUAAAGCCAGUUUUUCCAAAAGUAUCAAUGCAUAAAACUGGAACUCUACCUCAGGUCUCAUCUGUACAGUAUCUUGGAAAAAAUAAGGAGGGCCCGUUCAAUCUUUCUACUCUUCAACAAGAGAUUUUGUCAGUCCGGAAGAGCACUGAUGAUCAGAGAUAAUUGGUUUGGUGUCCAGAACAAUGGAAAUCUACGGCAAAAUGUUACAAUUUACCCUCUACAUAAAGAAAAAGAGAUGGCUCCUGAGAACAAUUACGAUUCAAGAGUAUUCAAUAACCAUUCCUUUUCACAGAAUUCUUGUAAUGUUUUUUAAAAAUGUUUCAGAAGACCAUAUUUGUCUUCUACUAGAUUACAGGUCAACCAUUGGGUUUGUACCAUUUUCUAACUUCAGUUUUUAAUCAAGUGAUACACUAGCUCAAAGUUUGUUCACUUGAUGGUAAAAAAUAACAAUUUUUUAAAAAUAGAAAAGCCAUAAACAAAAUGGCAUAAUAUUUUAAUCUAAAAAUUUAGCACUUUAUUUUCAAACUACUUACAUUUUUAGAAAACAGAUUAAUCUAAAGGUAGACUUCCUUAUUUACUGAUCAAAAGCUGAAGAUGUGAAUUAAUAUUUACAGUCAUAAACAUUCUUCUGAGAAUCCAACAUGGAGCAAGAAUUUGCAUGAUCACCAGUCAUAAAUGAUCAAUCUGACAGAAAAAUUUCAUAUUCCAUUUAAAGUAGUAACAUUAACAUUCUCAUUUCCAUAGAAUUAAUUUUUGACUGUUGCAAAGAAAUUUUUAUCUUGGGCCAAAUUCCAACAUUCAGUAUGUUAGUUUAUUGUUGCCUCAAUAUUUUUUCUCUACAAAGUUGCAAUCAUACCAAUGAACAAAGCAGAUCAUAUGUGCACUACAGCAUAAUUUUUUUUAAACAUACACAUUUACAAGUUUUAAUCCAAUUUAAUGUUUUUGGAAUAUGAUCUUUAAUAAAUUUAUUUAUCAUAUAGCAUAUACAUUUUCUUUUGUCUUUUUUGGAGGGGUAAGCACUGACAGUUUCACCAUUUCUGAAAUUUAUCUCAAACUAAUUGUUUAAAUAUCAGAGAAUUGUGGAAUGAGAUGUGUGGCAGCAGACUUCCUUUGGAAGGUGUGUUGUUCUCUAGUGGUGACAAUUUCAAAAUUAAUUCAAUACAGUGGAUUCCAGUUAAUUAGGGCAUAUCAGAUCUAGUACAUUUUGGUCCAAUUAAGCAGCUGCCCCAAUUAGCCAAAGUUUCAAAGUUAAAAAGGUAUAAAAAAGACAAACUGAGAAACAAAACAAAUUAAAACACCACCGAUACUACUACAGCACUAUAAAACUGUAUUAGUUCCUAAUACUUAUUCACAGGGGAAUUUAUCUGCGUCACAUUCUUUUGCUGUAAAUGAACAAAAUCAGUGCAGUCAUCUGGUGCAGAUAAUGGACUGGCUUCAUAGAAUGUUGUCGACCAUUGCAUCCUCCAAAUUUUCAUUUUCAUUGUAACAUUCAAGAUGAUUGUCCAUACCUUCAAUUCUUUGUAGUUCCUAACUUGAAGUAGUGAAAUUUUCAUUUUCACUUCCAACCAGUUGCUUGAAACUGUAAUGAGCAAAACGGUUCUGAAUUGUCUUACAGCUUAUUUCUCACCAACUAUCAGUGACAAACAUCGCUGCUUUUUGAACACAAACACAUACAACUGACGCUAUUUAAAAACUGUUCUCUUGAAGCACAGUGUAGUCCAUAACGACAAUGCAAGUACAUGCGACUGAUGUUAGUUAAAAGCUAUUCAGCAAGUCUGCUGCCCCAGUUAAGCUGCAUAGUGUCCCUAAAUAAACUAAGGGAAUCCUGGCUAUUUUCUCAAUUAGUUUUUGUUCUUUAAAAGUUGCCCCAAAUAACCGAUGGCCUAAUUAAAUGGAUACCACUAUGUUCAGUUUUCAUUUGAGUAUUAAAUCCAAUAACUUCCAUAAUUGGAAUAAUAAUUGUAUUAUCCAAUUAGUAUUCAGCUACGCAUUUUAAAAUAUAAAGAUGCUGCUUUUAUUUCCUUUUGAGCAGCACAGCAGUUAGCAUAAUGCUGUCAUAGCAUCAGAAACUCUGGUUCAGUUCUAGCAGUCUGUAAGGAGUUGGUACGUUCCCAUGACCACAUGAUUUCCUCUGGAUACUCUGGUUUCUUCCCACAUUCCAAAAACAUAGGGGUUUGUAGGUUAUUUACUCACAUGGGCAUAACUGGGCAGUGGAGGUUUGUAGGGCCAGAAGAGCCUGUUACCAUGCUGUAUCAUUAAAUAAAAGAAAAUAAUCAAUGUUAUAUGUUGUUUUGAUGAUUUGUGUAAUGUUAAAAUGUAGUUUGUUAUCCAAGUACUCACAAUAACUUUUGAUGUACACAUUUAACAUGGGAUCAGAAAAGAAAAAUGUGUAGAAGAUGUUUUAUACCAACUGGAACAUCAAAGCUCAAAAUCUAUUUUCAGAGAUACAUCCUCACUAGCAGCUAUUUGAGUACCACUGCUGGAUAUAUUGCAAAAACAAAGUCAUGUAAUCUUCUGGGAAUAAAAAAAGUUUUUAAUUAACAUUUUAUGAAACUUUCUUUACAAAAUGCAAAUUACUUUACAUAGUGAGGAUUACAGUCAAAUUUAAUACAAGAGAAUAUGUUUAAGUCCCAGUGAACAAACAUUUAAGAAAAAUUAGGCAAGCAAAAUAGGAACAAAUAGUGCAGAUGGAGCUUGGUAAAUGAUAAAGUAAUUUAUCGUAAUUUGCUAAAGCUCAAACAAUAAGAAACAGUGAGAUAAGCAAUCCAAGUGUGACAUUUCAAAGAUUGCUAGUUGGAGAUGAAAUCUAUGAAAAGGUACAUGUAAAAAGAUUGCAAAAUACAAACAAGCAUGUAAAGAUGUAACGAAUAGAAUAUUGUGUGUAAAAGAACAAACAUCCAUUUUGUAAGAGAUGAUAGCCAAACAUUGGUACUCAAAGAAACCUGGUGUCCUUCUAAAUAACUCAGUUUUCUGGCAGGUGCAGCAAAUGCCAUGUUACCAUUUAAUGGAAAAGGGUUAAAUCUGAAGAUAUUUAUCAAUUAUAAGAUUCCACACAGGAAAUUGUAUAUAGUUUUAAAUUCCCUGCUGAGGGGUUAGUGAGUGAUAAGUAGUUGAGUAAAUGCAAAGAAUGAGGUCAAUAGACAUUUGAAGUUGAAAGAUAUAGGGAGUGUUGUGGAAUAUGGAAUCUAAAUAAAGAAUCUACUACAACCUUUAUUCAUGCAUGUUUAGCACGAUGAUAGUAAUUCCGCACCUUCAAACUUUAUAUUUUGCCAGUUUUUCGAGAAAGUAACAUUAUAGCUUUCAGAAACAGCAGAUAGUUAUUAUCCAGAUAAAAACACAGAAAAUUCUGGAUGAUAACUGCAGUUGUCAGAGAAAAUUGUAUAUUCCACAAGCUGUCAAAUAAUUAAACUGAAAUCAACUUGUGCAUAUCUUGGAGUUAAGUGCCACGCUCAAAAUAUUUCACUUAAAUCACCAACUUUAAUGGAUGAACUACCAGAUCUUCUAAAUCACAAGAACUUAAAAGAUCCAGAGACUGAUCUAUUUUCUACCAUUUUGUUUAGUGAAAUGGGUCAUUAAACUGAAUGAUCUGUUUCUCUUUCAACAAAUGCUGCCUGGCCUACUGAGUACUUUUUUUAAAUUUCAGAUUUCCAGUAUGAAAUACUGGAAAUAUUUCAAAUUUGCCUUCAUGUUAAAACAAUAAUGUGAGCACAAGCUCUUAAAGGUCUAUUUUAUCUAAACCUCAAAGAUGAAGGCACGUCUAGAGAUGUGGAUACUACAGAGAGAGUGCAGAGGAGAUUUACAAGGAUGUUGCCUGGAUGGAGAGCGUGGCUUAUGAUAAUAGGUUAAGUGAACUUGGCCUUUUCUCCUUGGAACAAUGGAGGAUGAGAAAUGACCUGUUAGAUGUGUUUAAGCUGAUGAGAGGUAUUGAUUGUGUGGAUAGCCAGAGGCUUUUUCCCAGGGCUGAAAUGACUAACACAAGGGGGUAUAAUUUUAAGGUGCUUGUAGGUACAGAGGGGAUGUCAGAGGCAAGUUUUUCCCACACAGAGUGGUGGGUGUGUGGAAUGUACGGCUAGUGACAGUGGGAGAGGUGGAUAGAAUGAGGUCUUUUAAGAGACUCUUAGAUAGGUACUUGGUGCUUAGAAAAAUAGAGGGAUAUGUAGAAGGGUAACUCUAGGCAUUUUCCAGAGUAGGUCACAUGGUCGGCACACCACUGUGGGCCAAAGGGCCAAUGUUCUAUGUUUUAAAUUAUACUGUUUUCCCUUUAAAUGUAAAUUGUGAAGUCUCUGAUUCUGCCAAGUUGAGAAACAAUAUCAAGCCAGAAAUGGGAAUUUGAGAAUUUAGAAUUAAAUAUUGGGAGUACCAUGGUGAAUAAGACUGUAGAAACAAAAAGUUACAAAUACAAUGCACUAGAUUUAUAGAAUUAACAAAAUCCAUUUUCACUUUGCCAAGUCUGCAUUUUUAAUUUAUUGAAACAGUUAAAAGAGAAAGCUUCCAUAAGAAUCAAGAUGUUCAAAUUGCAAUAGUAAUAAAUUUGUUAAAAUCUUAAGUAUUAUUACAUUGGUGGUGAUGGUGAACUGGAGAAAGAGGCAGUGGAGAAGCUGGAUGUUUUUAUUAACCAGGGGUACUUCUAUUUUAAAUUGUUUAACUCAUUUUUAAAAUACAGCAAAGAAGGUAAUACAUUUGUAACUGAUUGUCAAAUGUAUGCUUGGGAUUUACAUGAAAUUAAAUCUCUCUAGUUCUUUGCUUGUAAAUUUUGUCUGGGUAAUAUCAAACACUCAGUGUAUUACAUGUAGUGUUGGACGUGUUACAAUCUCCUUAAAAAAUAGAAAUAGAAGUUUCUUUUCAACAAUUCUGAGAUCUAGUGUAAGAACGAAUAUUCAACAUUUUAAGCAACACACACAAAAAAAUGCUGGUGAAUGCAGCAGGCCAGGCAGCAUCUAUAGGAAGAGCUACAGUGAACGUUUCAGGCCGAGACCCUUCGUCAUCUGCAGAUUUCCUCGAGUUCGUGUUCAACAUUUUAAAAUCCUUUUAUAUGAAUUAUAUGUUGAAUCAAAUGAUUUAGCAUGCCACAAACAGUUAAAAGCUGGUACAACUUUCUAUUCUCACACUAAAUAGACUAAAUAUGAGGAUUUUAACUUUCUACCUUAAGCCUUAAGAUAUAGAAACAUAGAAAAUCUACAGCACAAUACAGGCCCUUCGGCAUAUAAAUGGGCUGUUAAUCUAUUUCAUUAAGCACAGAUAGGUUUUACUAACUAAUUUAUGUUCAUGUACACCACGUCAAAAAGACUGGUAGUAUUUCGUCUCAACAUACAGGCACCCAAAUUCUACAAUAAUUACUAAUUUCCAAGUUACAUGCAGUACCUACUAGGGAAACCUACCAAAGUAGUUCUGCAUUUUGGUCAUAGGAAACAAGAUUCAGUAAUUUCUCUCUGUGGUUAUCCAUUAAAUCCAAGAAAAAUUUGUGAUAAAAGCUAAGUUAUUAUACAGAUUGAAAAGUUUGCAUAUAUUUAUUUUUAAAUACAAUAUUAAAUUACAUAGAUAUUUAAUAUAUUGACAAACAUAAUUCCUAAUUUAGAGCAAUUAGAUCAUGUAAGGUGAAAAAAUACUGUAGAUCUGGAUGAAUUCCACAAGAUAUACAUUAGCUCAAUAUGCAUCAAGUACUGUUAAUUUGUCCAAAAUCAGCUUUUACUUUUAAAAACAAAUCAAAAAUGAUUAGUCAUUUUGAUAAACUUUAAAGGAAAAUGGAGUCAAUAGACUGGUAAAAAUAGCUACAGUAUUUAUGGAAAGGAAAAUGGCUUAAAUUCAUAUUUGUGAACACAUUAACAAUUUGUAGGUAAAGCUCUUGUAUAUUCAGAAUAUCAAGGCUAAUUAUUCUUGCUCCCCUCUGAUGGAAGGUUCCUAUUGCAGUUGUACAGAAUUUUUCCAGAUAGUUGAUGCAGACUGCCCCUUUUAAGAGUAGCCGAAAUAGAUUAAUAUCCAACUUUGAUAUUCAAAUACAUCUUAAUACAUCAACAUCUCGAUACUACAGACAUCUUACUUAAACCUCAAAGCAAUUGACAUGCUUACCUAAUGGCUUUUGAUAUAUUUACCAGCAUCUCAAUAGCUGCUUAAUCUAUUUUGAUAGGUUGCUAUGAGAAAAUAACCCUCAUCAACAGAAUAAAUUCAAGAUAGUUUAAUGUCAUUUCCUGUACACUAUAAAGGAGAACAAAACAACUGUUACUCUUGAUCCAAAACAAAAAAAACACAUAAAGAACACAAUCACAAUUAAAAAACAAUACGUAAAUCUAAGUGUAUAAGAGAAAAAAAAAAUAUAUAUAGUAUGUCCAUGAAGUGAUGCUAGCUGCAGGAGUCGCUGUACAUGAGGUGACUGGCAGGAAUCGAUCAGUAGUUGGGGGCAUGGAAGGGUGGAUUACUGGGUGGAGGUAUUCAUCAGCCUUACUACUUUUCCUGCACCUUUGAAUAUACAUGUCGUUGAUGGCAGGUAGACUUGUGCCAGUGAUGCGCUGGGCAGUUUUGACUGUCCGUUUUUACUUGUCUAGCCCCAUGCCUCGAGCUUUUCGACCUCCUCUCUGCAGGCUGUCUCAUCCUUGUUGAUGAGCUCUGACACUGUUGCAUCAUUGGUGAGCUUGACAAUGGGAUUACUCAGGUGCUUGGCCUUGCAGUCACUUGAGCAAAGUGUACAGCAGUGGGCUCCGCACACAGCCCGCGGGUCAUCAGUGUUGAUGAUUAGGAGGAGGGAGGAACAGUUGUGCAUCCCGAUUAUCUGACCACAGUUGGUUAAGUCUAACACCCAGUUGCACACUGGUAUAUUUAGACUGAGGGGUAGGAGACUGUUCACAAAGGACUGUGGGACGAUAGUGUUGAAUGCUGAACUGAAAUCCACGAACAGCAUUCUGACAAAAGUGUCCUUGUUUUCUAGGUGUCAGGGCCAGGUGCAUGACAGAUGCUAUGGCAGUUGUCAUAGAGCAGCUCUGUCAAUAAGCACAUUAGUGCGUGUCCAAUGCAGCAAGAAUGAAGUUUCUGAUUUGUGCCACUAUCAGCCAUUCAAAGCACUUCAUGACGAUUGGCAACAGUGCCACUGGGCAGUCAUCAUUUAGUUCUGAAGGUGUGGAAUUCUUUGGUACAGGGAUGAUGGUGGCUGAUUUGAAGCAAGUGGGGAUGGCAGCCUAGAUGAGCGAAGUGUUGAAGAUGUCCAUGAAGAUGCCAGUGAACUGGCGUGCAUACUCUUGAGUUUUAUUUGGGCAUUCUCCCCUCCAUUUCCCAUAAACCAGUUCUAAAUGAUAAACUCCUCAUUGACCCAUAUUGCCAAAAGUACAAAUGAAAGCACAAUGCAAAAGUACCCUCCUCUAUGAAAUAGCCAAGAGCAAAGGAGUUUUUAAAAAGCUUAUAAGAGGAAGAGACCAGAGAUUGCGGAUGCUACAAUCUGAGCAAGAAAAAAAAGGAACUCAGUGGGUCAGGUAACAUCUAUGGGACAUCUCAGUUUCUGUACAGAUUCAGAGCAAUUUGUACAGUUACAGGACAUUAAAAUAAAUGUAUUUAUAAUGCAAUGCUUGUCAUACAUCAAAACCCUUCUAAUAUAGAGCAAGGUCAUUUUUUUUCCCCAAGAGAUAUUUAUGUUGAUAUCUCAUGGGUUUCCCCAUUAUGCAUGCCUAUUUUUUUUUGACGAGAGCGUUAACUUGCCAGAAUUUUGAUCUCUGGUAUUUAUGAAAGGUUUUAGGUUUGUGCAACAGGAGGACAUAGGAAAAGCCACACAGGAUGGAAGACAUCCUGGAAUAGAAGAAAGCACACGAGGAGGAAGGUAUUAUAUAUCAAACUCAUGAACUGAGAUGACAUAGAAAAUUAAGAAAAUGAACAAUUCAUUAUUUUUAAUCUGGAAAAGCUUGAAGCCUGUAGAAUUCAGAUAGGGACCCAACAUACUAUCAUGCAGAACAGCCCUCAGUGUUGAGCAUUCCUGCUGUCAGCAAAAUAUUGCAUAGUCAAAAGAAUUAGCAUAAAGUGUUUUGCACUCUGCACGCUAGAAUGUUAAUUUUGUGAACAUUCUUUGCUAGUAAUAUUUUAUGCCCACAAUUAUAUUGAUCUCUUUUAAUAAAUAUUGUUAGACAAAGGCCUUCUUACUGCACUUAUGUUGGUAAAAAGAAAUUCAAACACUGUUGGAUAGAGAUUGUCUUAAAUAUUAAAUAAGUUUUCUCCCCCCACUGUUAGGUCCCGAGCUCUGAUUUUGAAGAACUUUCAAGGAAAAAGAAAAAACACAGUAAGUAACUAAAAUACAGAUAUUAGUGGUUCUUAACUCAUUAACCAUUUUGAAAUUGGCACUUCAUGCAAGCUAUUUAAAAAAUUAAACAAAGGCAAACUUGUAUUGAAUUUUACUCCCAGAGCCAAAUAGUUAAGAUUAUCUUUGCAAAGAACAAUAACCAAAAAUAUCUGAUGCAAAAAUCAAACAUAGCAUAUUAAUUUUUUUUAAGAAACACAAGUAUAUCAUUGAGAACUGUAAAGAAUUAAUUUUCCAGGAUAAUUCAAAAGAAAUUCAUUCAUCCCAUUAGGUCCGAGCAAUGUCUGAGGCAUUAUCAUUUUACAGCCCAGAACUUGUUAGUGAUGGAUAUUAACAAGAAAUGCUGUAACAAUUGCUUACAUUAAAUGAGAAAAUCAAUUUUUUAAAAAUUAUGCAGUAUUCCUUUCAAAAUGCCUUGUUUUAAAUAUUUUAAGCAAACAAAAUUUAAUUUUUGAAACAUUUCUGAACCUAAAU